This is a messenger RNA of Calypte anna (Anna's hummingbird), 1707 nucleotides long. RefSeq names its product coiled-coil domain containing 125 (gene CCDC125). The transcript has 12 exons. Gene Ontology annotation, cellular component: cytoplasm. Gene Ontology annotation, biological process: negative regulation of cell motility; negative regulation of Rho protein signal transduction. Bases 151 to 1671 code for a protein of 506 amino acids. The record is from RefSeq and is a predicted model, not a curated record. Lineage: Eukaryota; Metazoa; Chordata; Aves; Apodiformes; Trochilidae.
ACCCCCGCCCGGACUCGGCUCCAGCCCGCCCCGGGGCGGUACCGGCAGCUAAAAUAUCUAUUACUUUGGGGCAAGCACCGUUCGUAUCGUCAGUAAGCGAGGUGCCCUCAAUCAGAAAAUAAAAAUAAAAAUAAAAACCGGGAGGAGGAGAUGGAGGAAGCAGAAGAGGAUGAUAUGACCUGCGGAGACCUGGGAAACGGACUUGGGAGAAAACCUGGAGGUGUUUAUGAAGGAGAAAAUGUCCAAAACUUCUCUCCAUGUAGACCUAGGAAGGGAUCUGGAAAAGUUUGCAGUUCUCUCUGGUCAGCAAAGAAAGGGGAAGAAAGUGAUCCUGCAGCCCUUCCUGGAUCAAAACGAAACAGUUUUUACGAGAGAUCACCCAAAAAGCCUCUUACUUCUUCCACCCGACAGAGCAGCUGCGAAUCUAAUACUGAGGUGUCAAAUGAAGAGCUAAAGCAACAGCUACAGGAGACUCUAGAGGAAGUUGAAAUUUUGAAAGUUGAGCUGGAAGCAUCUCAAAGACAGCUUGAAGGAAAAGAUGAAGCCCUACGAAUUCUGCAGAGCAUGGCAGUAUUUAAUAAAGCCACGAAUCACACAAAAGCAAUGCUCAAAAAAACUGAGGAAGAAAAGAGAACUUUAGAAAAGGAAAUAAAUAUUUUGCAAUGGGAAAUAGAAUUUGAUCAGGAUAGAUUUAAAAACAUAGAAGACAAGUGGACAGAAAAAUACGACAGGAUAUAUUGUGAAAAUACAGCUCUUAAGGAAGCACUGAAACUGAGAACAGAAGAAGUUAAAACUCUGAGAGCUGAAAACACAAUCCUGAAUCAGCAGUGCUUGGAAUUUCUUGCGAUGCUAGAUGUGGAACAACAGAAGAUGUUUCAGGAAAACAUGUCUUUAAAUAAAGGUGACAUUUCAGAUUUCACAGGUCUUGAACUGGCAGUUCUUGGAGCCUGUACCUGCAGUGCUUCUGGGGGGCAGCCUUGUCCCUGUGCUAAAAUGGCAGCAGUAACUCGAAAGCAACUUCUUCAUCUCAAGCAAGAGAUUGAAAAUCUGAAGAAGAGUAAAGAUGAAGCUUAUGUAAUGGCAGAUGCCUUCAGAAUUGCAUUUGAGCAGCAGCUAAUGCAGAGGAAGGACCAAGCCCUGAGGCUUGCAGAAGUGAUAAAGAUGAAGAAGGAAACAAAAUUUAUGAACUGGAGACGGCUGAAAGACAAUGGGCGCCUCAAUUUACAAGGCAGCAAAACCAACCUGGGGCAGAAACUCUCCAGCCUGCUCUCAUCAGAUGGGGACUGCAGGAAGGUUGAAGGGCUGGACAACCCUCACGAAAUCCUGAAGAUAUUAAUAGAUUUGGUAAACGACAAAGAGGAGGCUCUGGCUCAUCAGAGGAAGGUUAGUUACAUGCUAGCUCGUGCCAUGGAGAUGAGAGAGGAUGUUUUGGAACGGGAUAAAGGAAAGGGCACCCUGGGGAGUCGUCCACACGAAGCUCAGGGCCCUGUGCCCGCCUGCUGCCCAAACCUCUGUUCUCAAAAUGGGGCUUCUUCGGUUCGCAGCCCAAACACAGGUGGAAAUCCUGUGAAAAUGCUUCGGAAGUCACAUUCCUGGCCAUCAGAGCCCACGCACGGCGAAGAAAUAAAUCCACGCAGAAAGCCAGACCACACUGUAGUGGUCUCUAUAUAGCCACCCACUGGAAUAAAUUUGUUUUUUAAAGAGAAA